AUGGCGGAAUUAAGAGAAAUGAUGACGACGCGAAGAGAUGGUGGAAGGAGACAAUUGGAAGAAGCAGUAGAGGAAGCUGGAAAAAUACCUUUUGCGAGACAAAUACAACUUGCAAUAAUACCACUUAAAUGUAUCUUACCCCUAUUCACUAAUAUAUUUGAUGGAAGUACACGCGCGGUACAGCACAUAAAAGCUUAUAGUCGAUCUCUAUUGCAAUGGGAAGAGAAUGAUGCAGUAUUGUGUAAAUAUUUCUCAGUGAGCUUGACAGGAGAGGAUUUUCAAUGGUUUGAAGGAUUACCAGUGGGAACCAUUAGAUCAUUUCGUCAUCUACAGGGAGUCUUUUUGGGACAAUAUAUCAGCAAUAAUAUGUCACGUCCAGGAAUUGAAAAGGCGUUCAGUCUUCGCAGAAGGAUAAAUGAAAGUUUGCGUAAUUUAACUACGCGAUGGAGAACUAUGUGCAGUGAAAUAGAAAGACGAGUAGAUGAGCGAAAUCUUAUAUUAGCUUUUAUCAAUGCACUCUUCCCUACAUAUUUACUGUAUACGCAAAUCUUCAGGAUAAAAGAUACAAUAACAAUGUUAGAGCUGCGCGAAUAUAAAAAAGAAUACAUAGCGCUUGAGGAUAAGCAGAGAGAUAUGGAGUCUUACCCAAUUGCGAUUUCCAAUGGGAAUGAAGGGAAUGCAAGUUUACUUCCAUGA
Molecule: messenger RNA, 696 nt
Organism: Papaver somniferum (opium poppy)
Lineage: Eukaryota; Viridiplantae; Streptophyta; Magnoliopsida; Ranunculales; Papaveraceae
Exons: 1
Coding region: 1-696 (231 amino acids)
Source: RefSeq, a predicted model, not a curated record